AUGGGUGUUUGCUUAAAACUGUCCAUGUUGCUUGCUCUUGCCGGAUUUGUUGAGACCAGGCAGAUCGCAGCAGCGCACCCCUCUGCUGGACAUAAGCACCUCCAGUCAGAUGCACGAAAUAUAAAAAAUUAUGUUGGAAUCGGUUAUGAUGCGGUUUUUGGUAACCCCUUGGGUGCCUCCGGACCGAGCAAUGAUUCGGGUUACAGAAACCUCAUAGUUGAGUCGCAUAAAAGCGCCAUUGAUAAGCAAUCCAAUAAACCGCAAAGCAAUGGGGUCUGGAAUAGGGAACUUGCUACAUGCUGGAGAAGCGAUAGUCGGGAGGGCGCUGGAGACGACGAUCUCAUGCGCGACCUCCAAAAUGAAUUCCAGCUGGAAGGCGCCGAGAGCAACGAAUUACUGGAGGCAAACUUGCGCUAUGCAAUAGGCGACAGCGAGCCUAAAGAGAAAUCCGGGAAGUAUACAAUAGCGAAAUCGUUUUGCGCAACCAAGGAAGGUGGAAUAAUAUUGCCUUUCAAAGGCAAUUUGUCGCCGUUGUUCGUCAAAGACGUGGGCAACCUGCCAAAUGAGCUCACGGGAAUUAAGACCUGUACGCCUGACGUCUAUGUCGUGGAACCAUCCAAUAAGGAUUGCGAGGCUAUCAACAAAUGGGUGCAGUUUUUCAGACGAUACGGGACGCACAUCACCAGCCACAUAGUUGUAGGUGGUCAAAUCAUAUUCAUCGACCGGGCAGUUAAUCAGGUGGUGUCUACGGCAAUCGGAUGCGAUAAAGUCGCCAGUCCUAAAAAUGUGUCCAUAUAUCAUGGAUUUAAAAGCGUCAUGAAAGGCCGGCGCGAAUCUCGCCAAAUGUGGGUGAUAGGAGGGUUCUACGUAAAGGGAUUGGAGUCGAAUGAUUUACGCGCAUUGAAAUUAUGGGCUAGAAGCUUAAGCCAGCGACCUAUGCCCAUACGUGCGACAUUUACGUCGCUGGACCAUUUUCUUGGCGACAAAGCAAAGACAUACCACGAAGCAAUGCAGUUCUACCGGAACUUUCAGAGUGUUGCCAAUGGCCAUUCGCUCAACUACCGGACAUUCAGCCAAAUGUUGAGAGAGACGGUGACUGUAACUACGAAUAACGGCAUAGCACGUUGCCCUGCUAACAUGGCAGUGGUGGCGGGGUUUUCGGUAACAAAGCGUGAUCCCAUGCGCAUCGACACGUGCAUUCCUUCUAGGCCCUUUUGUGCAAGCGACGUGCUGCGAGAAGACACUAUAGUGGUGGCACUUUGUGCUAAGGGCGGUGGAUUCACUAUGACUGCCAUUGAGUCGACCGAGUUGCGUGCCUGUCCCGAUGAUUUGGUGGUUGCUUUCGGAUUCCAGCUGUACAUUGAUGAGUCCUAUUCAUUGCAAUUAACGGCAUGCCCUCCAGGCCGUGUAGACUGCGGAAUUAUGCCUGGGAAGCGCGGUGUUGAGUGGAAGGUUUGCACCCGACGUAACCUUCUGGAUUCAUCAUUUGCCCCCAUCACCACAGGUGCCAAAGUUGGUGAUUGGAAGUUGGUGCAAUGCAACGACCCACAAAAAAUUGUUUUAGGAUUCAUCCUCAAACGCAAUUACACCAAAUCGGAGAUCUCCGAUUGCCGCCCGAACAUGGCGACGUGUGCCAUAGCGUGUUCUGUUCGCGGAUGUAAGGAGGCUGUGUCGUACACGAUCUGCGCGUGA
Molecule: messenger RNA, 1692 nt
Organism: Babesia bigemina
Lineage: Eukaryota; Apicomplexa; Aconoidasida; Piroplasmida; Babesiidae
Exons: 7
Coding region: 1-1692 (563 amino acids)
Source: RefSeq, a predicted model, not a curated record